AUUCAAUACAACCCUAAAUUGAAGAACGGGGGCUUCUACUUUCGCCGGUCGGACAACGACGACAUUUUUUCCGGCGAAACUUGUUCCGGCAUCUACUCCAAAUUCUCAUUAUCAGGAUAGAAGAAUCAAAAUAAAUGUCGAUAAAAGGUAGGAAAUUUGCUGGAAAGGGGGAGGCAGUGGCAUCACAUUAUGCAUUUGGCCCACUUGAAGACGAUAUAAUUAUUAAGCAUAGACUUCUGACUCGGACAACCACCACCAGAGGUGAACCACCACUGAAGAAACUUCAGAAGAAGUUCACUACUUUUGCUUUGGAGAUAGAGAAGGAAGCUGAUAACUACAAUGAUUGUGAAAGACUUGCCAAAGCAUUCUUGCAAGAGCUAAAUACUUUUGAGAUUCCGCUCCUAAAGAGCAAAGUAGUCAUAGAUGCGAAUGUUAGAGAAAAGGAGAAUUUUAAUGACCUGAAGGGUGAAAUCAACAAGCAAAUUGUACAGGCUCAGGCUGACAUAGAAGAUCUCAAGAGGCAACUCGAAGAAAGCAAGGUUGAAAGGAAGCACAAAGAAGAGGGCGAGGCUAUCAGGAAAUUGAUUGCUAUGCAGCCUCCAAGAUCAGAAACUCAGAAGGUUAUAACAGAGCUUGAGAAAGAGAUAGCUAUGUUGGAAGCAGAGAAUACUGCUAGUUCGAGGACAUUGGACCUUCGUAAAAAGCAGUUUGCCCUUUUAUUGCAUGUGGUUGAUGAGUUGCAGAACACAAUAGAGGAAGAGCAAAGGAGUUUGGUCGAAGAGAUGAGGAAUGUAGUUGAUGAUCAUAACAAGAGUGGAUCGGAGGAUGCUACCAUGGGUCCUGAAGCAAUGGCUGUUGAUUACCAAGUGAAUCCUUAGUUCUUGUAUACUGGGUUACUCUUACGUUCAUGUUUCAUACUGGCUGGUCACUUAUUGCAGAAUUCUGUUUAACUGUACCAAUAGAUAAGUCUGCUUUUUAAAAGUGAGACAACGAUUGGGGGUCUGGCUGUAUAUAUGAUGUUUCUGCAAGCUGUAAGAAAGCUUUGAAUGCUGCUCGUUUUUAAGGUGUAUUAUCGGUAUUC
This is a messenger RNA of Solanum verrucosum, 1081 nucleotides long. Its product is annotated as THO complex subunit 7A-like. Gene Ontology annotation, cellular component: THO complex part of transcription export complex. The coding region runs from base 135 to 878 and encodes 247 amino acids. Gene Ontology annotation, biological process: mRNA export from nucleus; mRNA processing. Lineage: Eukaryota; Viridiplantae; Streptophyta; Magnoliopsida; Solanales; Solanaceae. The record is from RefSeq and is a predicted model, not a curated record. The transcript is spliced from 3 exons.